AAAACUGGUCUGAAUUAUUUCCAUCGAAUUUGAUUUUCCAGAAAAGAAAAGCAGCUAUAGAAUGGAUAGUAUCCAUACAGUCAGUGUUCGGUCAGCGAAGAGAAAGACGAAACACCAGUCCCUGUUUAACUGUUCGGAUAAGCAUGCCAAGUGAUGGAAGACACAUUUAACACACGGUAUUUCUGACGUUGGUUUAUUAAAAUACAAAAAAGCACGAGUCCCUUUCCUCUUCCAGCAAUCUAACAUGUAUAUAGGCGUGUUUGAUACAAGGAGGUGCGGCUAAGAAAGAGGGGAAAAAAAGUAUGAGCAAAGUUCCACCCUCCUGGAAACAAAACUUUUUAGAGAAGCAUCGGGUUGGAUCAAACUUGAAAAGUAGAGACCGCAGGAGAAACUCGCCCCUUGGAAUUACAAGGCAAAGCGCGACCUUGACGUGCCCCUAAAAAUAAAGGAUUUUGAUUCUUGGAAUAGACUAAAUUUGGUUUGCGAUUUGGUAUGCGAGAGCUGUGUCGAAAAGUGCGAUGUACUGGAAAAGUGAACAAAUGCUCAUGUGUAGCAGAGCGGAAGACAAGAGAAAUGGCCUGAACGCACUGUCUAAUGAAACGUUCCUCGUCAUGUCUGAAGAUUGUGAAGGAGCAGCAACGGGCUCUUUUGGAAGAAGUAGGAAACCCAGGAAUGAUACUGAAUUGAGUACUCCUGAAGUUUUUGAGGACAAUUCGUGUUCCUUCUCCUCCUCCUCGCUGUCUCCUUCCUCUUCACCCCAGGCCAUGGCCUCCACUUCGCUCUUGGGGAAAACCGUUUGUACCAGCUGUGGUCUGGAGAUAGUUGACAAAUACCUUUUAAAGGUAAACGACUUGUGCUGGCACGUGCGAUGUCUGUCAUGCAGUGUCUGCAGGACAUCGUUAGGAAGGCACACAAGCUGUUACAUCAAAGAAAAAGAAGUUUUCUGUAAACUGGACUACUUCAGUAAUUUCUUUCUCGGACUCCUCUGCAGAAGAUAUGGGACACGGUGUGCUCGCUGUGGCAGACACAUACACUCCACAGACUGGGUUCGCAGAGCAAAGGGAAAUGUUUAUCACCUUGCAUGCUUCGCUUGCUUCUCCUGCAAGAGGCAGCUUUCUACUGGAGAGGAGUUUGCCUUGGUCGAAGAAAAAGUUCUGUGUAGAAUACACUAUGACUGCAUGCUGGACAACCUAAAAAGAGCUGUGGAAAACGGAAAUGGUGUAAAUGUAGAAGGAGCAUUGCUGACAGAACAGGAAGUUAACCAACCUAAACCAGCUAAGAGAGCUCGCACCAGCUUCACAGCAGAUCAGCUUCAGGUGAUGCAAGCACAGUUUGCUCAGGAUAACAAUCCAGAUGCACAAACCCUUCAGAAACUCGCAGAAAGGACAGGCCUCAGCAGACGAGUCAUUCAGGUUUGGUUUCAGAAUUGUAGAGCACGCCAUAAGAAACAUGUUUGUCCCAACCAUUCAUCCACUGCCCCAGUGUCCUCCAUCCAACCCUCUCGUCUUUCACCACCAAUGCUGGAGGAAAUGCAAUAUUCAGCAUAUGUGCCUCAAGAUGGGCCAAUGCUAACAGCUUUACACUCCUACAUGGAUGCUCAUUCGCCUUCGCCUUUGGUCUUUCAACCCUUGCUACCACCUGCAAUGACACAGCUACCAAUCAGUCAUGCCUGAUUUCCCUUUGUGUUCAGCAGCGAGGAGUUGCUGUCUAUUCAGGUUGAUACUCAAAGAAGCGCAUUGAUCUUAUAGUAGUAUGUUAUACUAACAUAUGCCAACAACUUUAUUUUUAUUUUUUAUGAAGCUCUACUGUUGGCAAUUGGCAUCAUUGGUCUGAUAACAAAGAUUGAUCAGUGUGCUAAAACGAAGGUUGUUGUAACACACCAUUUUGUUUGUGGUUUAACUCAUGCUGUGUAUUUUUUGUUAAUUUAUUUGUUGUAUUGACUGAGCACUUUGUUAAAAAAAAAUAAAAUAAAAAAAAAAAAUCAAUAAAUGAAUUAAGUGUGGGAAUGUUUACAAUUCUAUGUGUGGUUGUAGUCUCAAUUUUUGCUCUCCAGAGCUGAAAUCCUAAUAUAAUUAAUGGAAAUUUGGGCAAUAUGUCUUUUUUGCAAUUAAUGUGUUGUCAAGCAAGAAAAACAAUCAAUAAAUGUUUCAAUUCUGUAAA
Acipenser ruthenus (sterlet) is the source of this 2160-nucleotide messenger RNA. RefSeq names its product LIM/homeobox protein Lhx8-like. Gene Ontology annotation, biological process: neuron differentiation; forebrain neuron development; regulation of transcription by RNA polymerase II. Lineage: Eukaryota; Metazoa; Chordata; Actinopteri; Acipenseriformes; Acipenseridae. Gene Ontology annotation, molecular function: RNA polymerase II transcription regulatory region sequence-specific DNA binding; DNA-binding transcription factor activity, RNA polymerase II-specific. Bases 519 to 1673 code for a protein of 384 amino acids. The record is from RefSeq and is a predicted model, not a curated record. Gene Ontology annotation, cellular component: nucleus. The transcript has 9 exons.